This is a messenger RNA of Pochonia chlamydosporia 170, 753 nucleotides long. RefSeq names its product ring finger domain-containing protein. The transcript has a single exon. The record is from RefSeq and is a predicted model, not a curated record. Bases 1 to 753 code for a protein of 250 amino acids. Lineage: Eukaryota; Fungi; Ascomycota; Sordariomycetes; Hypocreales; Clavicipitaceae.
AUGUCUCUUGAUAGUAGAAUGAGUCGAACCACCCGUGUUAUGAAUCCUACUGAACGAAUGCGGAUCUAUAUGGACUUCAUGACGAAAGACUCAUGGGACACAGUAAAAGACGAGCUGAAUCUGAGAAUGAAAGAUACCAGCAUGGCACAACUCGUCAAUGAUGUGUCACAGCAGUUUAGAAUUGAGAUACUGAGGCAGUUAGACCAUGCCGGGAUUACCAUCGACGAGCCAUGGGCAAACCUUCAACGGGAAAGACUGCACAAUGACCCCGAUGAGGUCUUCCCUUUAGUGGCAACCAAGUGGCUUUUGCAGAAUCUACCCGUAUCAAUGACAAGAUGCAAUAUCUGCGGUGAUGGCUAUGCGCGGGGAGAAGAUGUCAUCAAGAAGGCUUGUGGUAAGCAUACAAUGCACCGCUUCUGCCUCAUGGCUCGGCUGCGUGAAGGGGGAAUGCCAAUCUACGGUCCGUGCGGCUGCAACAGCGGUGGUGUCGAUGUAGACUCAUGGAGACCAUUUGUAAUCCCAUCAAAGAGUUCGGCCGCUAAGAGGUACCAUCGUCCGGCUACACCAAUGCCUAAAACGUUUCAGCUUGGAGAGAUCGCCUCAUCUUCAUCAUCUCCAGACCCUGAUUAUCAUCCAGACUCAGAUUCGGCGUCUGAAUCGGAUACGAGCUCCAAUGCAAGCGAUGAAACCGGUUCAGUCCACAGCUGGUCAUCCGAUACGACUAUUGCCGCCGAACCAAGACCGGUGGCAUAG